GCAGUUCAAGCUGCCAAAAUUUGAGCAUUUGAAGCUACCAAUGAACAAAUGGCAAAUGGGAAAAGAAAGAAGAAAAGAAUAAUUCACCACCGGCACAAUCCACAUUCCCCGAGGAACAGCUAGCCCACCGGUGGUGUACGACUGCCCAUAGCCGGUUACUGCCGAGCACUCCUCCUCAUCCCCUUGGUCUAUGCUGCAAAAUAGGGAGAGCUUUGUGCUUAGUUGUUUCAUUUUCAGCCUCAUAUUUCCUUUCAUCUUUUUUCCUUCACCCAUUUUAACUGUACUAUUUACUACGGUAGAUGUUUAAGCCAGCUGCAGGCGGUUGCAAGGCUGAAGAUUCAAAAAGAAAGGGCGAAUUCAUCCUCGUGCAAUUCUUGAAAUGACACUGUGCAUUUCUCAAGGAUAUUGGGCUCAAGUCCAGGUGUGAUAAUUGUCCAUAAGCUGCGGGAGUCUGCUGUGGAACCUAUUUGCUGAAGUGCCUCCCAACGCUGAAGCAAAUACACAUAUCGUGAGUCUCAGAAGUCCAGACACAAAAAGGAGUUGCCAUCAAAUGAUAGUCCUAUACAAGAAGCGUGUGUGGGAAUGCGUUUAUCUAGUGGGAAAGCCACCAGUAAAUGAUCAUGACUUAGCACUUCUUUGUGAUAGUGAGGACCUAUGACAGUUGGAUGCUUUAGUUUAUAUGCUGACAAAGAUGCACGUUUCAGGUUUCUUACCAAUCAGCCACUAUUUAUUCUGUGGAGUGAGGGGUUUAGUUGUUGUUCUACUCCUGAAACUAUUUAACAAGGAAGGCUCAUGAGUACACCAUGGUAUAAGAUAGUGAAUGUUUUUCCAUACCCAAAAUAAAGGUAAAUUGACAUAUGGGAUGCUCUAGAAGAACUGUUCGUUGGCCAUUUAGAAGGGUUCUUUGUUCAUGAGAGUUCACACAAAAACGGUGUUUGGAAUCUUUGACGGUGCAUAAAAUUAAAUUUGAUCUUCUAUCUUAUUCAUCCUACUUUGGUUUCUAGUCUGUUUUCUUAUUGCUAGAAGGAACAUAACCUCAACAAUGCUGGUCAAGAGAUCACAUUGUAUACAUUCUGGAUCUUGUAUUUGCACCAAUGGACAUCUCAGUGAAACAGUACUGGUACUUGUAUUUAAAUCCCUAAAUUGGAAUCCUAGGACCCUUUGUUCUGUGGCCUGCGUUUGCAAAUGGUUUGAAGACAUAGCCAAACGGAUUCUUUGGAAAGAGUUUUGUCUAUCACGGGCACCAAAAAUGGUUUCUGAUCUUCUCUCUGGAGGUAGUCAUGGUACAAUUGAUGGGAAUUGGAAUGCUUUGGGAAAGCUUAUGAUUUAUUGUUCAGGAUGUCAUGAUGGCAACAACAUUUGUCAGUCAAAUUCUAUAGCAGGACACUUUGUGUAUAGAACAAGAUUCUCACGAACAUCUGGCAAGAGUUUUCUUGUCCAACAGUGCAGAACCGACACUCUAUAUGUUACAGAUCCAUGUGAGCACCUAGAUCAAGGAGAAGAUGGUGAUGUGGGAUUAUUUCGAGGCAUAUUCAAGGCUUUUGGAAAGUCAAAGGUAAGGAAAAUGCUGAUUGAAAGACAAGUUGAACUACAUCCAAAAGAAUCCUGCCCAUAUUGUCGGACUAAGGUAUGGAGUAUGGUACAAGCCAAUAUGAUUUCUAGGAGUGCAUAUAGAAGAUUGGGGGCUUAUGAAGAUCAAAUUGAGUAUUUUGUAUGCCUCAAUGGGCACUUGCUUGGAGUUUGCACUCUUUUACCUCUCUCGGACUCUGAAACUGCUUCAGAAGAAGAAUAAAUUUCUACAUAUUUUUUUGCUGAAGGGUCUUAAUGGUUUAAUAUAUCGACAUCAGUUUUAAUUCUAUUUAUUUCACCAUUUCAUUUGUGCAUGAGUGAUCUAUAAUUUGUCUUUACACGAUGAAAAUGGAACAACUUAGGAUGUAUUCUGGAUAAUGGAGAGAAGGCCCUAAGGGCAGGAUAGUAUAGAAUGGGACACGUCUAUCUAGGCUCAUAUGGAUUGUAAACUUAUGGAUCAAAUGAAGGAUGAAUGACCUGUAAUAUUUCGAUUGACCUGUUUCCUUGUAGGAAAUCAUAUUAAUAUUUGGCUAAUUUAUUCAUGUUGUAUA
Molecule: messenger RNA, 2120 nt
Organism: Cryptomeria japonica (Japanese cedar)
Lineage: Eukaryota; Viridiplantae; Streptophyta; Pinopsida; Cupressales; Cupressaceae
Product: EID1-like F-box protein 2
Exons: 4
Coding region: 1043-1792 (249 amino acids)
Molecular function (GO): protein binding
Source: RefSeq, a predicted model, not a curated record